This is a messenger RNA of Anopheles aquasalis, 870 nucleotides long. RefSeq names its product microfibril-associated glycoprotein 4-like. The record is from RefSeq and is a predicted model, not a curated record. Lineage: Eukaryota; Metazoa; Arthropoda; Insecta; Diptera; Culicidae.
AUGCCGAAACAGAACCAAUCAGUCAUCGAUUUGGAGCCAACGUUGUUCUCUGAGAAUUCCUCUUUAAAAUUACCAAAGAAGGAUUGUGUAACAGCAGCAACUGAAGUGAGCUCUUCUACAAUGAUCACAACAACACCCAAGAUUGAACCACCCUAUUCAUCGUGCAAGGAUUUAGUAUCAAAUGUGUCAGGAAUCUAUCUGAUCCGUGUUAAGAACGAAAGUGAACCGUUUCCUGCGUAUUGCGAGCAAGAGAAGUUUGGUGGAGGCUGGCUAGUAUUCCAGUACCGAUACGAUGGAUCGGUAGAUUUUUAUCGUAAUUGGACUGAAUUCAAGAAUGGCUUUGGAGAUUUAAAAAAAGAGUUUUGGUUGGGGCUGGAAAAAUUGCACCAACUAACGUCGAUCCGUCCGUAUGAAUUGAUAGUGGAGCUGAAAGACUUUAACAGCACUUAUAAAUAUGCUCGGUUCGACAGGUUUGAGAUCGGAAGCGAAAGCGAGCAGUAUAGCCUCAAAACUCUCGGAAAGUAUAGUGGAACCGCUGGUGACUCAUUGGAGUAUCAUAAGGAGAUGAAGUUCUCGACGGCGGAUCGCGAUCAUGAUAAAUCCAGUGGAAAUUGUGCUAACAUUUACGAAGGCGCCUGGUGGCACAAAGAUGGUCAUUAUUCACAUUUGAACGGAAGAUAUCUUAACGCUGAAAAUAAUAAAGCAAUGGGUUGGUACCAUUUCAAUAAUAAACAUCAAGGAAUGAGCCAUUCAAGAAUGAUGAUUCGCCCACUACCGCGUGCAAGCGAGAGGGAAAAGCUGCGAACGGUCGCUCGCCAAAGAAGGACAGCAGCAACGGCGGCAGCAGUAACACCAGUGAGCAGUUACUAA